Messenger RNA from Podarcis muralis (Common wall lizard), 1909 nucleotides. Lineage: Eukaryota; Metazoa; Chordata; Lepidosauria; Squamata; Lacertidae. The record is from RefSeq and is a predicted model, not a curated record.
ACUCCCAUCAUGGCAUCCUGCCAGAAAUUGCAUUCCAGUGUUUACUUCAGGCUGCAGGCUGUUUUUGAAGGAAACAUGGCUGCUGGAGGCACUCUUGGCCAGGAAGAAAUGACUUGCCCCGUUUGCCACCAACCUUUCUUGGACCCAGUGAUUACUGACUGUGGGCACAGUUUUUGCCACGCUUGCCUCAUCCAGUAUUGGAGCGACUCUGAUGGAGCAGGUUCUUGCCCUCAGUGCGGAAAACCUUUUAAAGAAGGCAGCUACACGCGGAACCAUGAGCUAGCAAGGCAUGCAGGGGAAUCCACGAAAUCUAAAGAAGGGGAAGAUGCGAAAAGCAAGACAGGAAUGUGUGAUAAGCUGGAGGAACUCCUGGAAUCCUGUGAGGGUGAUGAUCGAAUGGUUCGAAAGAAAAAGGGAACCAUGAUACCGAAAGGGACGUCCACACUGCUUGUAGUUAUGGAAGAAGACAUUAAGUGCCCUAUUUGCAUAGACUAUUUAACAGACCUUGUGACUCUGGAUUGUGGCCAUAACUUUUGUAAGGCCUGCAUCAACCAUUACUGUGAGAUAUGGAAGGAAAUAGGUCCACCGGAAUGUCCUAUCUGCCGAACAAAGAUCCAGAAAGGGAAUUACCGGCCAAACUGGCUGCUGACCAGCAUUGUAGAAAACUGCAAACGCUGCAAAGGAGCACUGUGUGACAGACACAAGGAAAAACUUCUACUGUUCUGCAAAGAAGACAGAGAAUUGCUAUGUUCCAAGUGUGAACUUUCGCCACAGCACAGCCAGCACUCAGUGGUUCUCCUGGAGCAUAUUGAACAGGGGAUCAGAAGGAACUUGAACAGGUCCAAAGAUGAGGAGGAAGUGGGGCAUGAGUUGGUUAAUCACCCCAACAGUUGCUCACCGAAAAACUUUGCUCUGAUCAAGAUUACAGAAAAAUGGGAAGGAAGUAUAAUUCUGGAUCCAAGCACAGCAUAUCCAUACCUCAUUGUGUCUGAUGACCUGAAAAGCGUGAGAUGGGGAGAUGGAAAGCAGGACGUGCCCACGAGCCUUGAGAGGUUUCACUUUGAUCCCUGUGUCCUGGGCUGCGAGAGAUUUGUUUCAGGAAGACAUCGGUGGGAGGUGGCAGUGGGGAUGGAGGUUAAGGAGGAAGAGGCUGAGUGGGCUGUGGGGGUUGUACGAGAAUCUUUCCAGAGGAAUGCGAAGAGCAGCCUUAGUCCUUAUUGUGGGAUCUGGGCUGUGGGAAAGGAGAGGAAUUCUGGCCAUGGCUCAUUGAGUGACUCUCUUCCGUCCCAUUGCCUCUGGGCUUUUACUUCUCCCAAGUGGACCAUGUUGAGACUGGAACGUCUUCCCAGGAAGAUCAAGGUGUCCCUGGAUUAUGAAAAGGGAGUUGUGGAAUUUUUCGAUGCUGAUUUGGGCAAACCGAUCUUCAAAUUCUGUUCAGCCUUGUUUAAUAGGGAGAUGGUCAUUCCCUAUUUGCGGGUAGAACGUGGUGUCACCCUGAAAUGCUCUUGAGAAGAAAGCCACAUCUCUGCGGCAAUGGGGCAAAUGGUUCUCACGAAUGACUACUGGUUCCUGAACAUGCAUCACUGAAUCUUUUAUCUGUGGGCCAAGAGCUGGGAUGUGUCUUGCCAAAGGCAAGGUGGUUCUUUUAAAGUUCAGAAGCAAUACAAAAUACACAAGUGAGUGAGAAGAUUAAAGGUUUUAUUCCAAAACAAGCGAUGUAUACAUACCAAGCAAGCACUUCAACCUGCCAAUUGGAAGCCCUCAAGAAGCAGUGAAGCAACCCCCCCUCCCCAGGUAGCCUCAGUUGACACAGAGCUUCAGAGAAACUCUGCCCAAACCAUCAGAUUUUAGAUGUUGCAGUGCAAAUAUCCAGAGUGUGGGGUCAGGUGGGAUUACUAGGAGGAAUUAU